This is a messenger RNA of Thalassophryne amazonica, 916 nucleotides long. It is a transcript of the gene fcf1, whose product is annotated as FCF1 rRNA-processing protein. The transcript has 8 exons. The record is from RefSeq and is a predicted model, not a curated record. NCBI's taxonomy places the organism in Eukaryota, Metazoa, Chordata, Actinopteri, Batrachoidiformes, Batrachoididae. Gene Ontology annotation, cellular component: small-subunit processome; nucleolus. Bases 137 to 730 code for a protein of 197 amino acids.
CAGGGGAAUCGGGAAAAUGCGCAGAAAAGGUGACGCGCCUUGAUCACGUCAUCAGUCGUCGCGUCAACGUGCACGAGAGCGAGGAAAAACAGCAAAGUAGAGCUCUGCUGAAGAAACCGGUGUUAUUUCAUAAAAUAUGGGGAAGCAGAAAACAAAGAGGUUUGCUGUCAUGAAGAGAAUGAUCAGCCUAAAAGAUCAAAGAAUAAAGGAGAAGGACCGCGCGAAAGCCAAAGAAAAAAAGAAGAAGGAUCCAUCUGCUCUUAAAGAGAGAGAAGUGCCAAAGUACCCGUCGUGUUUGUUCUUUCAGUACAACACUCAGCUUGGUCCACCGUACCAUAUUCUAGUUGAUACCAACUUUAUCAACUUCUCUAUCAAAGCUAAGCUCGACAUUGUUCAAUCUAUGAUGGAUUGCUUGUAUGCCAAAUGUAUACCGUACAUUACAGACUGUGUUAUGGCUGAGAUUGAGAAACUUGGAAUGAAGUACAGAGUUGCACUCAGGAUUGCCAAGGAUCCAAGGUUUGAGCGCCUCCCUUGUACACAUAAGGGAACAUAUGCUGAUGACUGUUUGGUCCAAAGGGUGACACAACACAAGUGUUACAUCCUGGCCACUGUGGACAGAGAUCUAAAGAGGCGGGUCCGUAAGAUUCCUGGAGUUCCCAUCAUGUACAUCUCAAACCACAGGUACAAUAUUGAACGGAUGCCUGAUGACUACGGUGCUCCAAGAUUAUAACAUUUGUACAAGUAUCCUAUAUGUGUAAAUAGACUAAAUCUGGUUGAUAUAAUUUUGUAGUUUGCUGAAUAUAUUGAAGCUGUUUGGUUUGACUUUUGUAGUGGCCGUGGUUCAUAUCACAGCAAAUGGUAAAUUAACAUUUUGUGGUGCUGUCUGUUAACUGAAUAAACAAAUUUAUGCAGGGCA